ACAUUUUCCUUCUUUUACAAAAGGAUUUGUAUUUUUCAAGCAAUCUUUGUUUGUCCUUCGUACCGUGACUAUUAUUACAGCAUGCCCACGUGUCGUAUUAGUUAUUUACUGCAGAGCAGCGACAAGUGAAUGUGGUAUUUUUAGCAAGUUUGUUUUCCUUGAAGUGGUGCGAACAGAGAGCAGGAAACCGAGGGAGAGCACUGCACUUGACCGAAUUGUUUUUAGCCCAGUGACCACCAUUGACAUUGAUGCAUUGCAGCCAGUGGACUCUAGUGGUAUCUAGCCUAUGGUCACUAUUAAAUUGAACGAUUUCAAUGCAUUUGCAGAUAGACCUGCCAGCAACAUGUUGGGUACGAAUUAAUUGGCUCACAGCCAGUCCUUUGAAAAGAAGCAGCAGGAAUACAAGAACAGAAAGUUGGGCAAUGAUUGCCAGAGGUUCUGAGCCAGCUCAAGAUACUUAUGCCUGCAAUGGCAAUCCCUCCGUGGAAGACGAUCCCUCUGACAUCAAGCACCUGAAGAACAAUAACCAAAGGGAAAACCGAAACCAACGCGUUGGUGGCGGAGGACAAGAAAGCGGCUCACCGCUGCAGGAAAUCGAUGAACAUUACGUCUGCGACAUUGCCAUGAUGCGAAUCGGCGGGGAGGAGAGCGUCCCGGUGACACACAAUGCGCCAGUCGAUGACUCACAUUUGCUGGUCCACAAUGAAAGUACAAACAAUGAGAACGAGGUGGAGAUCGAUCGCCAGGAGGAAGAGCAGGCGGUCAGCGAUCUGGUACGAUCGAGCAGUGCCGGUGCCCUUAUGGAGGCAGACAGCAAAAAUGGUGGCAGCAUGCGAGUGGUCUUCGGCAUCUUGGUGAGACUUGUUCUUCCAUUGGCCAAUGGCGUGGCCAGAGGCAUCAAGGGCAUUCGCGAUGUACGAGUUCUGAGGGUUCUCCAGAAUCUGGCCUCCAGCCGGCAGGCCCUUACUAACUUGGUGGCCUUUGCCGCCAACACAAUAUCACUGAAUCUGUCCUCGGUUCAGGUUUCCAAUCGCAUGGGGCCAUUACUCAAGCUUCUCAAAAUGCGCAAAUCGCAGGAUGGCUUGGAGAGUCUUCCAGACACUAUGAGUACUCCCUCCACGCCCUGCACACCCUGUCCGACCAGCAAUCCGAUGCAGGGUCCGCCCUUUUACAGCGUUCGCUCGGAUGCGCCCAGCUGUUGUACCAUCAAUAUCCUAGCCGAACCACCACCGGGCCAGCCUAUUCGAGCAGAUAUUGUGCUCAUCCAUGGUCUACAUGGAUCCUUAGUUAAUACGUGGAAGCAAGGUCUCUGGCAGAAUGAUCGCCAGCCGGUGGAAUUUGAAAGACCACCACGUCCUCCAGUGCGUCCGCCAAAGAGACCUCGUCACUCCCGCAGUGCGGCUAUUCAUCCAGCUCCGCGGGAGAAAAGGGCCAAGUUUACUUCUCUUAACCGCUAUAUGGACACCCCAGAUGAUGCUCCAGUAAGACAGAGGACACGGCUGCAGAGAUCCGUGGCUAUGCAGCCAGAGAACUUCCAGUUCAAUGCUUCCGAUAGCGAUGAUAGCGAUUAUGCUUAUGUCUGCGGAGAGCCAGAAGACAUUCAGAUCUGCGAGGGUAUCGAGUACAGCUUUCCCACUUUCCGGCUGAGAAUGCAGGACAAUAGCCGCCUUCUACAAGCUGAGUUGGAGUCUAUGCUAGAGGCGAAUGGAAAUGAGGAAACAGCAGGCGUAGGGAAGGAUGACCGCCCACGUCCUGCCUCGCCAGCCACGCCGCGAAAGUCCGCUCGCAAGAGCAAGCCCUCGCCCAAUGAUCCCAACUACUCCAAGUGUUGGCCUGGGGAUUGGCUUCCUCUGGAUUGUCCUGGUGUGCGGGUUAUAGCAGUCAACUACACCACGGAUCCGUACCUCUGGAGGCCGCUUUGGAAAAGAAAAGAGCAACGCUCUAGCUUGAUACAACGCUCCAGGGAAAUGGCCGAAUUGCUUAUUCAGCAUCGAGUGGGUCAUGGUCAUCCCAUUAUCUAUGUGGGACACUCGAAGGGUGGCCUCUUCAUUAAGCAAUUGAUGGUGGAUGCCUGGGAAAGUGGUCGUCCGGCGAUGACUCCUCUUUGGAGAUCCGCCCGUGGUUGCUUCUUUUACUCCGUUCCUCAUAGAGGAUCCCACUUGGCCAGCAUCAAGGCGCCGUUACUCUCGCGAUCCGUGGAGUUGUUGGAGAUUGAGAAAAACAACAAGUACCUGUUGGACCUUCAUCGGAGAUUUGCGGGACUAUAUCAUCUGGGUCACUUAAAGAUUGAAGUGUUUAGCUUUGUGGAGACCGCCUUGACGCUCAUGUCAGUGCUGUAUCUACGGAUUGUGGGCGUGGACUCAGCGGAUCCUGGAAUUGGUGACGUCUGCGGGAUUCGCCUUGAUCAUCGAGAGAUCUGCAAACCUCGUGGACGAGAUUGUAUAUUGUACAAAGAACUGGUGAAAAUGAUUGAGAAGGUGUGCUGAGCAUUCGGUGAAACUGAAGUGCAUUAUGUGAGAAAACCAUAAUGCAUUUAGGACCUGAUCUAUUUGAAACCGAAAUGUGAAUAGAACCGACAACUCAGAGGUGUCAUAAUAAUUACGCGUACCUAAAUGUGAUGCCCCAGCAACCAAUGGGGGCAUGCUUAAUGUUAAAGCGACGCUUGUUGAUUUAAUAGUGCAUAGCAUAGUUGUUUCAUUAACUUUAAUUCGCCUAUCCAUAGCUCAAGUUAGUUAUAAAAACGCAUUAUGUUGCCUCUAGUUUAAGCUUAAAGAGAAAGAAAGAGCAGAAUGAAUAUGCUUAAACAUGCCAUCGGGCGUCAAAUGAUAAUUUUGCAAUUUUUGUGAUCGAUUGUGAUCAUUUUUUUUUAGCACUUCGUUGUGAUGAUCCCUUAAACACCCGUGAAUACGUUAUUGAUAUUGUACCAUACCUAUGUAUUUAGAAUCCGCUAGUACUAUAAAUAUCUUUAUCUAUAAACCGAACUCUACACCGCUGUAAAAUGUUACCAACGAAGACAAAAUUUAUGCAUAUAUGAAUUUCCAGAAAUUUAAUCAAUCGAUGUUUUAUACUUACGUUAUAAGGAUUUAAUUACUAAAACCAAUAAAAAAAUUAUAUUUU
Drosophila eugracilis is the source of this 3117-nucleotide messenger RNA. RefSeq lists its product as uncharacterized. Lineage: Eukaryota; Metazoa; Arthropoda; Insecta; Diptera; Drosophilidae. Bases 315 to 2486 code for a protein of 723 amino acids. The record is from RefSeq and is a predicted model, not a curated record. The transcript is spliced from 6 exons.